Molecule: messenger RNA, 1569 nt
Organism: Purpureocillium takamizusanense
Lineage: Eukaryota; Fungi; Ascomycota; Sordariomycetes; Hypocreales; Ophiocordycipitaceae
Product: D-stereospecific aminopeptidase
Exons: 1
Coding region: 179-1372 (397 amino acids)
Molecular function (GO): aminopeptidase activity
Source: RefSeq, a predicted model, not a curated record
GGGCAAGUUGCGACGCUGCGUUGCAAGCGGAAGUGUAUAAGACCACCUCAUCCUCAACUGUGACGCGGGCCGGUGAGCUGUGGCAAGUCCAUCCGGGAGCCAACUUGGGACGACAACCUUCACCAUCCCCCUCCCUAUCCAGUCACCACCCAUCACGGUCAUCGCGCGAGCCCCCAUCAUGUCGCAGCCCGCCAAGGCCGGCCGCGCUCGCAUCCGCCAUGUCAUCCCGAAGCUGUAUCUCGGCAAGUGGUCGCCCGGCCGGCUCAACUCCAUCACCGACGUGCCCGGCGUGCUGGUGCACACGCAGUCCAUCGAGCCGGAUGCAAACGUCCACACGGGCGUCACCACCAUACUGCCGCGCAGGAACUGGCACGAGUACUCGAGCUUCGCCGGCGUCUUCCGCUUCAAUGGCUGCGGCGAGAUGACGGGCUCGCACUGGCUCAACGAGACGGGCCUGCUCGCGUCGCCCAUCAUCAUCACCGCGACCUCGUCCGUCGGCGAGGGCUAUCGCGGCGUGACCGAGUACUGCUAUCGCUACCAUCGCAACGAGCAAGGCGACAUGGACCUCUUCAUGUUCCCACUGGUCGCCGAGACUUUCGACGGCUACCUGAGCGAUCCCGCGGCCUUUGCCGUUACCCCGGAGCAUGUCAUGCAAGGCAUCAAGAGCGCCACCGCUGACCGCGUGCCCGAGGGCAACACGGGAGGCGGCACCGGCAUGAUCUGCCACCGCUGGAAGGGCGGCACUGGGUCCAGUAGCCGCAUCGUCAAGGGCUUUGACGUGGACGGCAAGGUGGUCGACUACACGGUGGGCGUCCUGGUCCAGGCGAAUUACGGCUCCCAAGACACGCUUCGCAUCGGGGGUGUCCCCAUCGGCAAGAUCCUCCAGGACGAGGGCAUUGCCCCGUCGGCCGCGGAACAACCCGCUGGCGGCAGCGGCAGCAGCAGCAGCAGCAAGGAGCCGCGCAAGGACGGCAGCAUCAUCAUCGUCGUCGCGACGGACGCGCCUCUCAUCCCCAUCCAGCUGCAGCGCCUGGCGACGCGAGCGACGGUCGGUCUGGGCAAGGUCGGCGGUUACGGCAGCAACACGUCCGGCGACAUCUUCUUGGCCUUCUCCACGGGCAACAAGGUGCCCUCGCAGGAGCUGUCCAUGUCCAACGGGCCAGGGCUCAACCCGUACCAGCCUCUCGCAAGGGCUGUGCAGAUGACAGACAACGAUACCAUCAACGGCCUGUUCGAGGCGGCGGCCGACGCGACGGAGGAGGCCAUCUAUAACUCCCUAGCCAUGGCGGAGAGCAUGACGGGCUUCAAGGGCAGGCACGUCGAGGCGCUGGACCUGGCCAAAGUUAAGGAGAUCGUCGAGAAGCGGCUCUAGGUAGAUUACUAUAUACUGGGCAUGGGCAGCUCGCUUCGAUGCCGCGGGGCUGGGCCGACGGCCGGACAGGGACCUGAAAUGGUGCUUGAUACGCGCCGGAGCAAAGGAAAGAAAGCGUGCAAUGCCAAUUUAAAGUUUCACGUCGAGCGCAGGCCGACAUCCAUUCUUGGUGCCGUCGCCGGCGACCCUAGUCACUG